AUGCCUUCCAAAUCAACAAGAGGCCUCUCGCUGGAUUCCGCUAAUAUAAUGUCAACGGUUCUGGAAGGCAUUCUGUACGGAUUUUCAGUCCCCAUGUUCAUGAGUACCAUCUGGACAUUCACCUACAAACAACGCAUCCGGGACAUCAAUCGACCAGUCAGUGUGGUUGCAACCCUGCUGUUUAUACUCAGUACUGCGCACAUGAUCGUAGGCAUCAUGCGCGUCGAAGAUGGCCUGGUGAAUAAUCGCGAUAUCCCUGGUGGGCCAGCGGCGUACUUCGCAGACGUUACCCAACAAUCAUUUGCGACCAAGAAUACGAUCAUCACACUGCAAACACUGCUUGGCGAUGGCGUGGUGAUCUAUCGAUGUUACGUCGUUUGGCAAUCUGUGUGGAUUAUUAUCCUACCAUGCAUGAUGUGGUGCGGGGUCGCAGCGUUUGGAAUUUGUAUGGUCUAUGCCCAAGCGCCGACUACCACUGCCAAAAAUGUCUUCAGCAACGAGACUGGACAUUGGAUUACGACGUUCCUUUCCUUGACGCUUGCGACUAAUUUGCUCAGUUCAGGGUUACUGGCAUAUCGCAUCUGGACAAUCGAACGCAAUGUCUCUGGAGCUUACGCUACAAAGAACAAAAUGCCUAUAUUGCGCGUGCUCAUAGAUGCUGCGCUUUUAUACUCUGCAGCACUCUGCACCUCACUGGCGUGUUUCGCCCUCUUCAACAAUGGAUUUUAUGUUAUGGGCGACCUGAUCGUCCCCAUCAUCUCGAUCGUCUUUUACAUGGUGUUUAUCCGCGUCGCGAUCGGGCAAAAUAUCCGGGAAUACCUGUCGACCACUAUUUGUGGAGGGAUAAAUGAAUCGGAUCGAAGAACCUUGUCACCACGAUCUCCUGUGCAGCCCUCAAUGCAGGUUGGACAUAGCAAGAACGAUAUAUCAUCUUGGCCAACAGCGACGCCAUGA
This is a messenger RNA of Suillus clintonianus, 954 nucleotides long. RefSeq lists its product as uncharacterized. The record is from RefSeq and is a predicted model, not a curated record. The transcript is spliced from 7 exons. Lineage: Eukaryota; Fungi; Basidiomycota; Agaricomycetes; Boletales; Suillaceae. Bases 1 to 954 code for a protein of 317 amino acids.